AUGAGCAACGCUGUUCCGCUUUCGGCCAUCCCCACAGUGGCAGCCCGGUUUGGUAAGCACGCUGAUCCUGGGUCAUUCCUGUCGCUCAUCAGCAUCUGGCGAGGCGAUAUCACCCGGCUCCAAGUCGACGCCAUUGUCAACGCAGCAAACAGCACCCUGUUGGGCGGCGGCGGCGUCGACGGAGCAAUCCACAAAGCCGCCGGCCCACGGCUCCUUGCAGAAUGCCGGCUGCUCAACGGAUGCGCGGCCGGGCAGGCCAAGAUCACCGGUGGCUACGAGCUGGAGGCAAAGCACGUGAUCCACACCGUUGGGCCUGUCGGAGAGCAGCGCGCCCUGCUGGCGAGCGCCUACAGGGCGUGCCUGGACGUGGCAAGGGCGAAUGGCGUGCGUACGAUUGCGUUCCCCUGCGUGUCGACGGGCGUGUACGGGUAUCCUGCCGAGAAGGCCUGCCGGGUUGUUUUGCCCACAGUGCAGGAGUGGCUCAGCAACAACCGCGGGGCGAUCGACCGCAUUGUCUUUUGCAUGUACAAUGACAAGAGCGUCGCCGUAUACGAGUCUGUGGUUGCAGACUCAAACGAGGCGUCUCUCGGCUCCGCUAUUCCGGUCAAAGUUGUCCGCAGCGUUCACAGCAAUACGAGCGAUAGGACGAGCAACAAGUCUAGUUUUCAUAAUAGUAGUGAUACCGACCGUAGUAGCCGGAGGUACUCUGUAACGGCGCUGUAUUCGAUUGUUGCCGAACGCGACGAGGAAGUUUCUGAUGAGCUGUCUGAAGCCCAGCGGAAACUGCGCGAGCUCAAGGGCCACAUCUCAGCACAGUCAAAGAAAAACUUCCUCCUAGAGCGCGACGUGCGGUACCUGGACAGCCGCAUCGCGCUGCUCAUCCAAAACCGCAUGGCGGCAGACGAGGUCAAGGAGCUCUCGUCGCACCUCGAGGACAUCAACCAGGGCAGCAACGACUACUACCCAGACGCCGAGCACACGCAGCUCUACGGCAACCUUUUCUUCCUCCUCCAAACCGAGCCCCGGCAUAUCGCCACGCUCACUCGCUUAGUGACGCUCAGCGAAAUCGACACGCUCCUGCAAACAGUGAUGUUUACCCUGUACGGUAACCAGUACGAGAGCCGCGAGGAGCAUCUCUUGCUGACAAUGUUCCAACUCGUCCUGGCAGCGCAGUUCGAGACAACACCUGAGUUCUCCAACCUGCUGCGGCAGAACACGCCAGUGUCCCGGAUGAUGAACACGUAUACGAGCAGGGGUCCUGGGCAGGUGUAUCUGAAGAAUGUGAUUUCGGGAGAGAUCGUUCAGGUCAUUGAGAACCGCGACUUGAAUCUGGAGAUUAACCCGCUCAAGGUGUACGAGGAGCUGCGGCAGGAGCGCAUCGACCGCAAUCUGCCGACCGAGGACUUCCCGCAUGGCGUGACGACGGAGGAGGCCACGAGCAACCCGCUGGUGCGCGCAGCUGUGCAGCCGCGACUGGAUGAGCUGACGCGGAUCGCCAACCGGUUUCUGGACACGAUCAUCGGGCACAUCGAGGACACGCCGUACGGAAUCCGGUGGAUCUGCAAGCAGAUCCGGUCGCUGACCAAGCGGCGGUACCCAGAGGCGCCCAACUCUGCAGUAUGCUCGCUGAUCGGCGGGUUCUUCUUCCUGCGCUACAUCAACCCGGCAAUUGUCACACCGCAGGCGCACAUGCUGAUCGAGAACGCGCCGACGCUGCACCCGCGGCGCGUGCUGACGCUGGUGGCUAAGCUGCUGCAGAACCUGGCGAACAAGCCGACGUACGCCAAGGAGAAAUACAUGGAGGACCUGUCCCCGUUUGUCGAGAGCAACCGCGGGCGCAUCAACAAGUUCCUCAAUGAACUAUGCGAGGUCAGCGAUUUUUACGACAACAUGGAGAUGGACCAGUAUGUGGCGCUGACGAAGCACAACAUCUCGCUCAACAUCUCGCUUAAUGAGCUGUACAACACGCACGCGCUGCUGCGCCAGCACCUGCACGUGCUGGCGCCGGCGCAGGACUCGCACCUGCGCGCGCUGCUGGACGAGCUGGGCGACGCACCCGGGCUAGUACCGCGCAACCUCAACGCCACCAUGGAACUGUCCUUGUUCAGCAAAUGGGAGACGCCGAUUCUCUCAGACCUCUCGACAUUGGCCUCGGACAACGCGCUGACACAGCACGAUAUCAUGUACGUCGAGACAAAGUCUAUCCUGGUGCAGAUCAUUCGCAGCAUGCCGCAUCUCAAAUACAGCCGCUACAAGCCCGAGAGCAACGCGGCGGCAAAGAUGGACCUGCUCUUUGUGGCCGAGCAGGCGGCGACGUCCAAGGACUCCAUGCUGGUGCGCAAGGGCAUCAAGGUGCGCGAGAUGCUGCUUGAGCUGGAGAAGCAGGGCGCGAUCGACGCCAACGACGGGUACCGGUACCUGACGGAGGAGAUCCUGCACGAGCUGGCGCACCUCGGCAGCCUGCGCGACAAGGUGGAGGAGGAGAUCCGCGGGCUGACGGACGUCUACAAGACGAUCUGCGACUACAACGGGUACCUGUCAUCGCAGAUCGAGACAUACAAGGCGUACCUGGGCAACGUGCGGCUGCAGUCUGCGACGCCCAAGAACCAGCGCAAGAAGGGCGCGGUGCCGGUGGGCGUCACGGUGAUGGACCCGAGGCCGCUGCAGAGCCGCAAGAUGAAUGUCAAGAAGGAGGACAAGCCCAGCGUCACGCUAGACUACCGGCUGGAUGCGUUGGAGCGACUGGGUGUCGUUUGCAAGAGCAACAUUCCGGAGAACCGCCAGGACAAGGUGUACUUUACGUUCAGCAGCCCGUCGGCCGCAUCGUAUGUCAUCCGGCUGUUCUAUAAGGGCAGGGAGAAGCCUGUGGUCAACAUGGACCUGCUGCUGGAGGACCUGCUUGAGCGGAAACACAACAAGGUCGAGAUUCUAGAUCUCGAGUACGUGCAUCUUAGUGUCAUCAGGCUGCUCGAGUUUUUAGAGCGCAAGUUUAGCCGAUAA
This is a messenger RNA of Kickxella alabastrina, 3000 nucleotides long. Its product is annotated as Rho GTPase activation protein. Gene Ontology annotation, cellular component: cell cortex. The transcript is spliced from 3 exons. The record is from RefSeq and is a predicted model, not a curated record. Gene Ontology annotation, biological process: regulation of actin cytoskeleton organization; regulation of GTPase activity. Gene Ontology annotation, molecular function: GTPase activator activity; protein binding. Lineage: Eukaryota; Fungi; Kickxellomycota; Kickxellomycetes; Kickxellales; Kickxellaceae. The coding region runs from base 1 to 3000 and encodes 999 amino acids.